GUACCUUUUAAUAUAUAAUCCUGUGGAACAAGAGCGAUUUUCAGUGGUUUCAGUCAAUGUGAAUUCACCCAGAGUUAAAUUAUUAUCUCCUUUGGGAAAACCUGUUACUGUCCAGAUUAGUGCUGUUUGGGAUGGAGCAACUACAGUAUCACAUGAAGCGUAUCAGAUGUCUUUUGUGGCACACCUACCACCCCUAGGGCUUGGAGUUUACCAGCUUUUGGAGGUUCAGAGUUCAGAAGCAGUUUUAGCAGACUAUAACAUAUACAUGAGGAACAGCAGGCAUGAGAAGCCAGACAGACUUUUCAAGAUAAAAGAGAUGCAGAAUUCUGUGGAUAAUAUAAUCUUGGAAAACUCUUACAUGAAACUGUGGUUUUCUGGAAUGUCUGGAUUACUGGAGAAAAUAAAUACCAAAGAAGAUGGUAAAAAUCAUCCAAUGAAGGUGGAGUUUGCUUGGUAUGGAACUACAAGUAACCGGGAUAAAAGUGGAGCUUAUCUCUUCUUACCAGAUGGAGAUGCCAAGCCUUAUAUUUUUACAGAUCCACCUACCGUAAGAGUUGCUCAUGGAAAGAUUUUCUCAGAAGUUGUAUGUUUUUUUCACCACGUGACACAUACCAUGCGACUGUAUAAAGUCCAGGGUUUGGAAGGCCAGUCUCUUGAAGUUUCCAAUGUUGUGGAUAUUAGAGGAGAAUAUAAUCGUGAGCUUGCAAUGAGAAUUUCAUCUGAUAUAAACAGUCAAAACAGAUUUUAUACUGAUCUUAAUGGAUAUCAGAUUCAGCCCAGACUGACGAUGAGCAAAUUGCCUCUUCAAGCUAAUAUCUAUCCUAUGACUACAAUGGCUUAUAUCCAAGAUGUUGGCGUUCGUUUGACACUUCAUUCAGCUCAGUCUCUAGGUGUUGCAAGCUUGAAAAAUGGUCAGUUGGAAGUCAUCAUGGAUCGUCGACUUAUGCAGGAUGACAACCGUGGCCUUGGACAAGGUGUCCAAGAUAACAAGAUUACAGCUAAUAACUUCCGACUUCUGCUGGAAAGAAGAGAUGGAACUGAUAUG
Messenger RNA from Phaethon lepturus (White-tailed tropicbird), 1045 nucleotides. RefSeq names its product alpha-mannosidase 2-like. Gene Ontology annotation, biological process: protein deglycosylation; N-glycan processing; mannose metabolic process. The record is from RefSeq and is a predicted model, not a curated record. The transcript has 7 exons. The annotation marks the transcript as partial. NCBI's taxonomy places the organism in Eukaryota, Metazoa, Chordata, Aves, Phaethontiformes, Phaethontidae. Gene Ontology annotation, molecular function: carbohydrate binding; alpha-mannosidase activity. Gene Ontology annotation, cellular component: Golgi membrane.